Molecule: messenger RNA, 3906 nt
Organism: Corythoichthys intestinalis (scribbled pipefish)
Lineage: Eukaryota; Metazoa; Chordata; Actinopteri; Syngnathiformes; Syngnathidae
Gene: ppp6r2a
Product: protein phosphatase 6, regulatory subunit 2a
Exons: 24
Coding region: 1021-3660 (879 amino acids)
Cellular component (GO): nucleus; cytosol
Molecular function (GO): protein phosphatase regulator activity; protein phosphatase binding
Source: RefSeq, a predicted model, not a curated record
UGAAAGUACUUUAAAAAAAGGAAAAUCUGGUCAAAUUUUCAAGAGCACUAACUAAGGUAACGUAAUUUGAUAUAUAUAUUUUUAAAUGGUGUAUAUAAUCUUCGUCCAAUUUCAUUUUGGAAAGAAUUUUGAAGUUUGAACGGCUUGAAAUUGAAACAUUGGGAAAGAGAAGCAAAAAUGAUGCACAUAUUUAUCGUUUUUUGAUCCUACAUAGCAUUAUUAUAGUUUAUUUCAUACAAUAAUACCGCUAAAUCAUAAGAAUAAUUUCUAAAUAUCCAUUUUGUGCUGAUUUCCGUGGUCGAGCCAGAAUGCACGCUCCCGCUUGGCACUAGUGCGCGUGUCCGCCACCCCGCGUCGCCAUUUUGACUCGAAAAAAUAUGACUGAGUUUUUCCUGCUUUGCAUGCUAAACUUAGCUCCGCGUUUGGAUAACGUCCGAAUCAAACGCGUUCCGUCCGAAACGACACCCACCGGGGCCGUCGAUGCCCGACAAUCUUCCCGCGGCCCGGUAACUGCCUCUCGGAGGGGAUUUUAAAAGCCACGUUCUUGACUUCACGUCGAAGGCUAACUUGAAGCUAACAGGCAGACUGCCGUACUGUCGCAGGCUGGUCGUGUUCUUCAAAACAAAUCACUAGACAAGGCUCAUGCAUUCAAGCUAACGUGGCUAAUCGUUAGCUUGGGGGGCAGUCUAGCAACUAAGGGGGGAGGGAAAAAAACAGCUCCCGUAGCGAUUGAAAGCUACGAGAAAGAAGAAACAACACAAGGGAGAUAUUCAAUAAAAGGUUUGUGUGGGAAUUUCGACUAUACGCCUAGAAAGACAAUUCCAGGUUAUGGUGUGCCUCCCAGUGUCCCAUCUCCUAAAGAGGCCUGUGUUUUAAAAGGAGACCCAUGCUGAUAAAUGCCAGGCCUCGCCACGCUUUCUGUCUACACGAACACAAAUGCCUGCCUGCCCGCCAGGGAGGUCUGAUUAAAGAUAUCCGCAUUUCAUUCACUGGGCUGUGUUCCCCAUCUCGGCGGCCACCAUGUUUUGGAAAUUUGACCUGCACACCACCUCCCACAUCGACCAGCUGCUGGACCGGGAGGACGUGACGCUGCGCGAGCUGAUGGAGGAGGACGACGUGCUGCAGGAGUGCAAGGCCCAGAACCGCCGCCUGCUGCUCUUCCUCUCCCAGGACCACUGCAUGCAGGAGCUGGUGGGGCUCAUCACCACGGAGCCGCCAGCAGACCUGGAAGAGAGGAGUCGCUUUAAGCUUCCCAACAUUGCGUGUGAGCUCCUGACCUCAGAUGUGUCCAUCAUUAACGAUAAGCUGGGUGGAGAAGAGUCUCUCCUGGAAGUACUGUACCACUUCCUGGAGCAGGAUCCACCCCUCAACCCGCUGCUUGCCAGCUUCUUCAGCAAAACCAUCGGCAAUCUCAUUGCCAGGAAAACGGAAGAGGUGAUCACCUUUCUCAAGAAGAAGGAAGGCUUCAUUGGUCUAGUGCUGAAACACAUAGAUGCGUCUGCUAUGAUGGACUUGUUGCUUCGUCUCAUCAGUUGUGUAGAGCCAGCCCCCUUGAGGCAGGAGGUCCUCCACUGGCUGAAUGAAGAGAAACUAGUUCAAAGACUCAUAGAGCUUAUCCAUACUGGUAAAGAUGAGGAAAGACAAUCAAACGCAUCCCAAACACUUUGUGACAUAAUUCGCCUUAGCCGAGACCAGGCCAAUCAGAUGCAGGAGAACGUGGGGACUGACCCCCUGUUGGCUGUGCUAGAGUCACAAGAAACUGUAGCAGGACUUCUCAAGAACAUGUUUGAGGGCGAGAAGAACGAGGCUUCCAUUGUUAAUGGAACUCAAGUGCUACUUACCUUACUGGAGGCCAGAAGAUCUGGGCUGGAAGGGCUGAUGGAUCUGUAUUCUCAGGGUUUUGAAAGGUCUUACACUGUUAACUGCAGUAUUUUAAAUGCCAUUGAGCCCCAUUUAAAGGAUUUCCAGCAGCUUCUUCUGGAUCCCCCAAAGAAAGGUGCAAUAUUGACCACCGUUGGCGUUCUCGAUCAGCCGCUGGGGAACGCCCGCCUUCACGUGGCCCGAUUGGUGGCUGCUCUCCUGCAGACCACUUCCCCCAGUAUCUGCCAGGAGCUCUGCGACCUAGGCACCAUGGACCUACUACUGGAUCUGUUCUUCAAAUACUCGUGGAAUAACUUUUUGCACUUCCAAGUGGAGCUCUGCGUGGCGGCCAUUUUAAACCACCCUUCAUCGGAGGAGCGACCCAACCCAGGCUUGCAGAACCAUAAUGGACAGCAGGCGGCGCCGUCCCCUGAAACUAACGCCGAGGUGAUAGAGUCAGGCGGGGCCGGUGACCCGCAGAGCUCCCUCCACAAUACCCUCGUGGCACAUCUAUUCCAAAAGUGUCGAUUGGUACAAAAAAUCCUUGAUGCCUGGGAGGAAAAUGAUAAAAUACAAUCUGAAGGUGGCACCAGAAGAGGCAACAUGGGUCAUCUAACCAGAAUUUCCAAUAUGGUGGUCCAGAAUCUGGAGAAGGGACCAGUACAGGCCCAAAUUGCUGACCUCAUUAAAGAACUGCCAGAAGACUGCAGAGGUCGCUGGGAGAGCUUCGUGGACGAGACUCUGAGAGAAACCAACAGAAGGAACACAGUAGAGCUGGUGAGCACGCACAACAUGCACUCGUCCAGCGAGGAUGAUGACAUGGAGAGCCCCUUCCCCAACGACCUGUCCCUCCAACAGGCUUUCUCUGACUAUCAGAUCCAGCAGAUGACCGCCAACUUCGUAGAUCAGUUUGGAUUCAACGACGAGGAGUUCAGCGAACACGAAGAAAACUUCAACCCCACGUUUGACAGAAUUGCAGAAAUAAACUUCACUUUAGAUUCUGACGAUAACAGUGCCAACGCAGCUGCUUUCGAGGCCUGUUGUAAAGAGAGGAUACAUCAAUUCGAUGACGCUGACGAGGAAGAAGACAUUUGGGAGGAGAAAGAGAUCAACUAUGCAACACAAGCUAAAUCCAGAACAAGGUUUGGUGUGUCCCAAACGUCAGAAGGAAGCUCUCGGAGCAGCCUGGAAAACGGCGGACAGGAGCAGGACUGCGGCUCGGAAUCUGACGAAGAGGACGAUUUUGAGCAAAACACAUCGGACGCAGGUCCUGGCUGGACAGCAAAUUUCAGGGACUCUGAUGGUAUCACGGCAUCCCAGUCUCCAUCAGGGUGGGACGCUCUGCCCCCGGGUGGUGAAAACGAGAACCAGGAAACUGGCUGGGCCAAUUUUACGGCGUUCCAGCCAUUCUCAAGCACAGAGACGGAGCCCAGGUGCAGUUCCCCAGCGGACGCUGGUGGCAGUGACGCCGAUCAACAAGCCAAACAAAACCACGAGAAGGGCGACGCCGCCUCUCGGUGUGUGGGGCCUUCGGGGGAUGCCGCCAAAGCUGCUCCUCACGACGGCGAGGAAGUCGCCGCCAUAGCGGAAACAGUCUUCUCAAAACCAGCCUCUGGCAGCAAGACGGCUGACCUCCAAAGCGAGGAGAGUCCCGUGUCCUUGGAAAAACUAUCUCUGACAGAUCCGCCCGAAUCCUCAGAGCAGCAGCAACAACAACCCGAGGAAUCGCCCAUAACCACACAAACCGAAAGAGUGGAGACGCCAGCACCCCAAGAAGUGGCCGUCAACGGACCGGUGUGAGCGCACGCGGGAGUGCCGUCGGCUAACUGUAAGCCUCCUCAGAGUGACUCCUUUCAAAAUCAACCUCAGUGCGACUGCGUUUUUACCGAAUCACUCUGCCAUGUUAUUGGACCUGGACACUGCCAAUCGACACCAGUAACGAGGCUGCGGAACAUGUACAAAAAAAAAAAAUUAUAUAUAUAUAAAUAUAUAUAUAUAUAUGUAUAAAAACAGAAAAGGAGGACAAAAACAGGACAGCGUGUAGAU